CUCGCAUCUUCCUUUCCACUUUAUACUUUGAUCUAACGAAAACGUUUUAUUAUAAUGGAUCAAUCCAAAUCGAUAUGGGCAGCCAUCAGCGAGGAGGAAAGUCAAUCGAUGAUGGCAAUGUGGCCGGACAUUGUUCGUGAUAUCAUAGAAGAGAUUGAGAAUUCUAACUUUCCGGAUGUUGCUAAAUGGAUGGAAAAAGUAUUACAGUAUACUGUUCCAGAAGGAAAAAAAAUUCGUGCUUUUACGUUAAUUUAUGCCUACAAAUUACUAGCACCAAGUGAUCAACUUACAAAAGAAAAUAUUCGUCUUGCACGAAUUCUGGCAUGGUGUCUGGAAUUGUUGCAAGCCUUUUUUCUCGUGAUCGACGAUAUACAGGACCAAUCCUUACUUCGCCGAGGCAAACUAUGUUGGUAUCGACAUAAUGAUAUAGGCCUAGCGGCAAUUAAUGAUGGUUUAUUGUUGGAGUGUGCUACGUUUUAUCUAAUUAAAAAAUACUUCAAAGGGAAAGAUUAUUACAUUAAUCUAUUAGAAACAUUCUACGAUAUCACAUUCAAGACAAAUAUAGGCCAAGGUUUAGACAUGGUUUUUACCAAGAAACCUGAUCUGGAUAUGUUCACGAUGAAUCGAUAUAAUUCCCUUAUCGAGUACAAAACAUCGCACUAUUCUUUUAUUUUGCCAAUAAUCGUAGCAAUGCAUUUAGCUGGAAUAAAAGAUCCAGAGAUGUUCAGGCAAGCAAAAACCAUUUUGUUGGAAAUAGGGCAUUUAUUCCAAGUCCAAGAUGAUUAUUUGGGUUGCUAUGGGGAGUCCGAUGUCCAUGGCAAGGAUGAUACUGAUAUACAAGAAGGAAAAUGUACAUGGCUGAUUGUUGUAGCUCUUCAACGUGCCACUCCGGAUCAGCGUAAAAUUUUGGAAGAAUGUUACGGUUUUGCGGAUCCAGAAAAAGUAAGACGCGUGAAACAGCUUUUCACUGACCUUGGUUUGCCGAACCAUUAUUCUACAUAUGAAAAAAAAACAUAUAAUCUACUAAAAGGACAUAUACAGCAAAUAUCAUGCGGACUUCCACAUAGUCUUUUCUUGACUGUAUUACGGGAGCUUUAUCACAGAAUGUCAUAAAAUAAUCGUAUAUAUUGAAGAAAGAAAUUGAUAUUAAUAUAUACUUUAUGCAUUAAUAUUUUAUUGUUAAAUUUAAAAUACAGAUAAGAUGAAAC
Molecule: messenger RNA, 1208 nt
Organism: Mycetomoellerius zeteki
Lineage: Eukaryota; Metazoa; Arthropoda; Insecta; Hymenoptera; Formicidae
Product: farnesyl pyrophosphate synthase
Exons: 7
Coding region: 55-1113 (352 amino acids)
Biological process (GO): trans, trans-farnesyl diphosphate biosynthetic process
Cellular component (GO): cytoplasm
Molecular function (GO): dimethylallyltranstransferase activity; (2E,6E)-farnesyl diphosphate synthase activity
Source: RefSeq, a predicted model, not a curated record